Messenger RNA from Paramecium sonneborni, 543 nucleotides. The record is from the annotation of a GenBank genome assembly. Lineage: Eukaryota; Ciliophora; Oligohymenophorea; Peniculida; Parameciidae.
AUGCUUGAUAAUGAAUUAUGGGAUUACGGAUUAACAUUUUAAUAAAUCAUCGUAUUGAAAUACUUUACUAUCAUUUUGGCUUGGCAAUUAAUACCUACUUAAAAACCUUUAGAGUCCUAUCAGCAAAUAAAUAGUUAUUUGUGUUUUAAUAGCAGAGAUUAAAUCUCCUCUAAAAAAUUUUUUCAAAUAGAGAUUAUUUAUUGGUAUCAGGAGCUUAUGACGUUGGACUCUCUGUUGUAAUACUUUUUCUAAUUAUAUAGUAGCACCAAUUAUGAGAUCUAUCUUCACUUGCUCAACUUAAAGUUAAAAAGCGAAUAACUUUUAUUUUUAUCCAACUAAAGUACAUAAUUGAGUGUAAAAAGAAGUAAGAGCAUUAUCAGAAAUAUUUAAUAAUAAUUCUAGAUAUUUGGCAGCAGUCUAGCAAAUAUUAAGAAUUUUAAUUCAUACAUUUUUUGUAAUACUUCAAUUGAAAGAUAAAGAGUAAUUGAUACAAUGAAACAAUCUUUAGAAGAAAAAUUUCAAUUUUUAUAAUUAUUUAAGUGA